GAUGAAAAUUGAAACUGCAAGGACCAACGUGAUUAAAAAAAAAGUACAGGGACUGAAGUGAAGAUCGACCUAAAGUUGGAGGAGUUAAAAUGAAUUUAGUCCUAUGUAUUAUGUAAGUGAGAAUCGAAGAUGUUGGAAUUAAAACUCCACAGCGCACCGACUGUUAGUUUAAGAAAUAAACCAACAUGCCCCCAAAAUUCCAUUUAUUUAAUACCAUUGGGUUAAACAUUGCCUCCAAGGAGAACGAAUUGACAGCAAAAAAUUCAUAGGCAGCAAGAAUGUCGUGUUGCUAUAGUGGAGGACUGCAGGGUGUGUAUAAACCUGAAAGCAAGAAAAUGCAUUUUGAACGAUCACAAACGUAAAUGGUCAGGACCAGCAUGUAUGGUAAUUUCACGAGCAAUAUCAUUAUGAGGACAUUAGCCAAUCUUGUUUUAACUGAUUUUGCAGAACCGGACGGUAAAGACAUAUUCUUAGACAAUGGCAAUAUGUAACUUGUAGCAUAGAUAUAAUCGAUGGUAUAUUCCAAUGGGUUGUUUCAGACAGGUAAAUGCUUGCAAUCAAAGAGAAGUAUUACUUUACUUGUGUGAUGCUCAAUGUUUGUAAUUUUGAGUUUAGUGUUAAUUUAUAUGCUUUUCACAAUGUAUAUAUCAUCUAUAGGACUGUGACGACCGGCAAUUUCUACAAAAGACUAUGGAUAUGAUCCUUGUGAACACCGGCCAACUUAUGACUUUGAGGCCUCAGCCCUCGCCCUCGUAAUCUAUGGAAACUUGAACAAGGGAAUAUUUCACCGGCAACCCUCGACUUCAUCGGCAAGCACCAACUGGCGACUAGGUGUGAUUUUCAUCUUUUCCUUUUAUUGUCUUUUUCCCCCCUCAAUUUAUUCACAUUAGUAGGAAAUUGCAUUCCAUUUAUAACAACAGAAAGUAGAAGUAGGUUACAAAGUACAACCUUUCUCGGCUUGUUUAGUUACUCAUCAUGACCACUCAAGGAGCCUCUUCCUCUUCCUCUGGUUUCACCCAUUCAUGGAAAUACGAUGUCUUUUUGAAUUUUAGAGGUACAGAUACACGCAACAAUUUCACAGCAAUUGAAGGAUCCAGGAUUUCUGUCGUGGUGUUCUCUCAAAAUUAUGCAUCUUCAAAGUGGUGUCUGGAUGAACUUGUGAAAAUUCUUCAAUGUAAAGAUUCAAGGCAUCAACUGGUGUUGCCAAUUUUUUACAAGGUGGAACCUGCAGAUGUCAGAAACCAAGGAGGUAGUUUUGAUGAGGCACUUUCUCGCCAUAAGUGCAAAUUCAAGGAUGAUCUGGACAAAGUUCUAAGAUGGAGAACUGCUCUUACACAUGCAGCAAACUUAUCUGGAUGGACUUUCUCAAAAGGUUCUAGUAGAAAAGGCGCUCAUAAACAUUGAUGAGAACAAGUGUAUUUGGAUGCAUGACUUGAUGGAAGAAAUGGGUAAAGAAAUCAUUCGUCAAGAGUCACCUGGAGAACCUGGUAAACGUAGCAGAUUAUGGUUUCAUGAAGAUGUCUAUGAUGUUCUGACAGAAAAUACUGGAACAAACAAAGUUAAAGGCAUCAUUGUGAAAUUGCCUCGGCCAAUUGAGAUAUCCUUGAAUGCAAAAUGCUUUAAAAAGAUGAAAAGUCUUCAACUUUUUAUAAACAUUAAUGCAAGCUUCUCAGGGGAGGUUCGUUAUCUCCCUAACCAAUUGAGGUUCCUUGAUUGGCCUGGAUGUCCACUACAAUCUUUGCCAUCCAACUUUAAUCCGAAGAAUCUUGUUUCAUUCAAUAUGCCUGGAAGUCAAAUCUCACGGUUGGGUGGAGGAUUCAAGAGUUUCCACCGUUUGAAAUCUAUGAACUUGGAAGGUUGUCACUCCUUGACAGAAGUCCCCAACUUCUCUGGCAUGUUCCCAAGCUUAGAGACCCUAUGUCUAAGCUAUUGUAUGAGUUUGGUUGAGCUGCAUCCUUCUGUUGGAUCCCUUGAAAAACUUGUUGACAUAAAUCUUGCAGGAUGCUAUAGCCUCACUAUGUUUCCAAGAAUAGACAACUCAACUUCUUUGCGUUCUAUUGACCUUAGAGGCUGCACUAGUCUUAAGCAUUUUCCGGAAAUCGAGGAGAAGGUGGAAUCCUUAACAACAUUGAUUCUCACAAAGAGUGGCAUCAAAGAGUUGCCUUCAUCAAUUAAUAAUCUCAUUAGUCUCGAAGUGUUACAUGUCGGAUUUUGUAGCAGCCUUGCGCAGAUUCCACAGAGCAUUUAUGACUUGCAGCAGUUACAGACGUUCUGUUUACAAAAUGGUCCAAAGUUUGUUACCCUUACUAAUACAAUGAACUCUGGAGUGCUUCCGACUAAUCCAAAUGUUGCAGAUGACAAAUAUGGCUCUACACCAGAAAGUAAUGAUGAAACCAGUUUACGGCUUCCAAAUCUACGAAGUUUCAUAGCAGGAGACUGCAAUUUAUCGGACACUGAUUUCCUUGUUAGUCUCGAUUGUGUGUCAACACUAGAAAGAUUAGAUCUCUCCGGAAAUAUUUUUGAAAGUCUUCCUCUAUGCUUUACCAAAUUUGCCAGCUUGACAUAUCUUGACUUGGAUGGUUGCAAAAGGCUGCGAGAAAUUCCAGAACUUCCACCAAACGUGGAAAGUUUACAUGCGAGAAAUUGCGUUUCAUUGAAAAGAAUUGCAAAUCUGUCAAACAUUUUGGAACAAAAAGGGUCAAAAAUGAUUAACCAUAUGAACUUGACAAAAUGUUGGAGACUGCGUGAUCGUCUGGCUCAGGACGUCAAGAAGAUGAAACGUACUUUACUGAUCAAUGAGGUCACUCUCUUCUCCCUCUGUCUCUCUUCUCUACAAUCUGAGUUCCAGGUUGUAUUUCCAGCAAGUGAUGUUCCAGAGUGGUUUAGCUGUCAAAUGGAUUUCACUGCAGGGUUUCCCUUUUAUGAAUUUUCUUUUGACAUCGUUCCACAUUUGCAAUUAGAGAACACAGGACUGGCCAUCUGUGUUGCUCUUGAAAAGCCACAAGCUAAUUACCGUUAUCAGUGCGACUUCGAGGUCCAUUUUUCUUUCAAUCAUCAUCGUCCCUGGCCUGAUAGGGUCCUCGGAGAAAUUGAUGCAACAGAGCCGGCUCAUGUGUUCAUGUAUUAUUACCCCUUCUCUAAAAUUCCGCCAUUUCUUCGUUUAAUUCCUCCGCCUGUUACAUUUCGAGUUACAAUCGUAUGUCGUCUCGCCGACGAUGGGGACGACCCUCCUAUCAAAAGCUGCGGGGUACAUCUUGUAAUGCCACCAAAUGAGGACGUCUCCAUAAAGAUUUCCAAGUCACAGAAGCUCCCGCCCGAAGAGACUCUUGACCUGAAGACUAGGAGAACGGACAAGGUUGAAGAUGACUACAAGCUUUCUGAAGACGAUGAAGAUGAUGAAGAACCCCUUUAAAGUCACUCGAUGAACUCGAAGAUCCUACUCCUACUGGAAUUAACUUCUCAAGUUUAUUUAGUAUUUUAUAAACCUAUUUUCGUUGUAAUGCUUGCUGUCUUUCCUUUUUUUUUCUUACCCUAUGUCUUUAAAAAAAAAAAAAAAAUCAGGUUUACAGACAUUUGUUUUCAACUAUUGUUAUAAAGUAUAAACACAUUUGAGCCUCGAUUAUUUCCGGAAUAUGCAAAUAAAAUCAAGCCAUCAGCAAACACAUAUAUACAUUUCAGCACCUCAACUACGUAUGUGUGUUAAAAGGGUAAUAGGUAGGAAAUUUUGAGGGAGCUCUCGAUUUAGAAUAGAGAGUGGCUUGAGACUGGGGAGUGUUAUAAAAGGGUAAUAGGUGUCUCAAGUCAGUCACAACAACAACUGAAGAAUAUAGGCAGGCCAGGUAUCAAAACUUCCCUGACCUUCAUCACUGAUCCUCACUGGGAUUAACGACGGCUUGGGGUGUAUACUAAACCCUGUAUAGUUUAUAGUUGUGAUUCAGUAUUAUCUUCUCAAACUCUUGCAUUUUGAUUAAGAGGGCCAGUUGGUAUAGCCGAUCAUUCAGUUUCCAGGUUUAUUCCUAAUAAGCCAGCUGUAGUCCACUAAUUGUGAUAUAGAUUCCUGUUGUAUCCUCGAACAUGGCAUGAGGUUGCCAUAAUAUCUUCGAGAUUUCAGUUAUUGACGACUACCCUAAACCAAGUUUUCUUCCUAAAGCCAAUUUCUCUGAUACUUUUUCAGUACGUAAACACUCUAUAUAACUUCAAUUGAUAUUGAUAAUGGGAUUAAUAUUUAUGUAUUGCAUAUCACCUAUAUUGGACUUGACAUAGAUAUUACUAAACUGGUUCUCAUGUCAUGCUGAGAAUUUGUCAGUUGCAACUUAUCU
Messenger RNA from Rosa rugosa (rugosa rose), 4319 nucleotides. Its product is annotated as disease resistance-like protein DSC1. NCBI's taxonomy places the organism in Eukaryota, Viridiplantae, Streptophyta, Magnoliopsida, Rosales, Rosaceae. Bases 1337 to 3412 code for a protein of 691 amino acids. The transcript has 5 exons. Gene Ontology annotation, biological process: defense response. The record is from RefSeq and is a predicted model, not a curated record.